Messenger RNA from Candidula unifasciata, 225 nucleotides. The record is from the annotation of a GenBank genome assembly. NCBI's taxonomy places the organism in Eukaryota, Metazoa, Mollusca, Gastropoda, Stylommatophora, Geomitridae.
CAGUCCGCAGACACAACUGACAGACAUGUUCACCAAAUGGAUGAUAAUUCUAACAGUCCUCGGCAUAGGCAUAGGACUUAGCAGGGUCAAUUGCUGUAUCUUGAACAAAUCAGACUGUAAAGGAUUUGACGAGGUCUGUGAGUUCCACUGCUGUGGACCAGAAAACGUUUGUGUGACAGUCCGGAUGGACGGCAACAAGGCCAUUAAGAAGUGCACCAAAAAAGG